Molecule: messenger RNA, 1063 nt
Organism: Vitis vinifera (wine grape)
Lineage: Eukaryota; Viridiplantae; Streptophyta; Magnoliopsida; Vitales; Vitaceae
Product: beta-carotene isomerase D27, chloroplastic
Exons: 7
Coding region: 47-811 (254 amino acids)
Molecular function (GO): iron ion binding
Source: RefSeq, a predicted model, not a curated record
CAAAUCCCAACUUACUCUAUUAUUAUUCUCUCUGUAUCAGAUACCAAUGGAUGCCAAGCUUGUAACACAGCACAGGAGCCAUGUCUGGGCUGGGAAAAGAGGCAUGCACAAGCCCAGAAGCUCUCCUCCUAUCCUAGCAGUCUUGGCAAGGCCUGCAGACAACUUGACCUUGGUGAAGGAGACCCCAAGUCUUCUUACUGAUAACUGGUUUGAUAGGAUUGCCAUUAACCAUCUUUCCCAGAGUGUUCAAGCUACAACAGGUUUGAGAAACAGCAAGAGUGGAUAUGAGAGCUUGGUGGAGGCAGCUGCCAUGGUGUCAAGGAACUUUGAUCCUAUACAGCAAUGUGAACUUGUCAUCGAGGCUCUUAACAAAGCCUUUCCCAGCCCUAUACUCUCCUUGUGUUCUGAUGAACAAGAGCAGAUCAGAACAUUGAUGCCACAGUCCAAAUUCACGAGGGAAUAUUUUGCUGCCUUCACUACCUUGUUCUUUGCCUGGCUUGUUGGACCCUGCAAGGUGAUCGAAUCUGAAAUCAAUGGAAGAAGAGAGAAGAAUGUAGUCCACAUAAAGAAAUGCAGGUUCUUGGAGGAGUCAAAUUGUGUGGGAAUGUGUCUCAACCUCUGUAAGAAUCCAUCUCAGAAGUUCAUCAAGGACUCCCUUGGCAUGCCAGUCAACAUGGUCCCUAAUUUUGAUGAUAUGAGUUGCCAGAUGAUAUUUGGUCAAGAUCCUCCAGGGGAUGAUCCAGUACUGAGGCAACCUUGCUACAAACUAUGCAAAGCAAAGAAAAAUCACUCUGUGAAUUGCUCCAUCUGAUGAAGAAAAAUGUGGAAGGAGGGUCUAGACAUGAUACCAGAGCUAACCCAUAUAGUAGAUUAUACUUGAUCAGGCAUUGGAAGGCUGAAUGGGAGUUCAAUAUUCUGCAUAAUCUUAAUUGUGAAAUGAUAGGUUUUGAGAUUGUAGUGUCCUUUUCUUUUGACUCUGUAAUUUUCUUGGAUGGUCUUUAAAUUCUUUUGAGAAUCAGUUAUUGUAUAAACUAUGAGGUAAAGGAAAAGGAAAGGAAAUAAG